This is a messenger RNA of Arabis nemorensis, 999 nucleotides long. The record is from the annotation of a GenBank genome assembly. NCBI's taxonomy places the organism in Eukaryota, Viridiplantae, Streptophyta, Magnoliopsida, Brassicales, Brassicaceae.
AUGGAGGUUCAGAGAAACCAACACAUUACUCCGUCGUCUCUCUUCGCCGAGACUAUGACAAUGCCAUCAAAGAAGGAGAAAUCCGCUGUUAAGAUCCAAGCCACAGCAGAAGACGUCCCCGUCGUGGAUCUAAGUAUCCCUGAUGAAAAUCUUGUGGCGCGUAUGGUGGUGAAAGUGAGCCAAGAAUGGGGGAUCUUUAAAGUGGUUAAUCACGGGAUCCCGACGGAGCUGAUACGGCGGUUAAAGGAAGUUGGGACGGAGUUUUUCGAGCUUCCCGAGACGGAGAAGGAAGACGUAGCGAGGCCAGCUAACUCCAUAAACAUUGAAGGAUACAACAAAAAUACCUAUAAAAAUGAAGAAGGUAUACAAACCUGGGCCGAUCAUCUCUUUCACACCAUCUGGCCACCAUCAAGAAUCAACUACAGAUUCUGGCCUAAAAAUUCUCCAGAUUACAGAGAGGUAAAUGAGGAGUACGCAAAGCAUGUAAAGAGACUAUCGGAGAAAAUCAUGGGGUGGCUAUCAGAAGGAUUAGGGUUAGGUCGUGAGGCACUGAAAGAAGGUCUCGGCGGAGAAACACUGGAGUAUAUGAUGAAGGUCAUCUUCUAUCCGCCGUGUCCAGAACUCGAUUUGCUCUAUGGAGCUCCGCCUCACACCGAUCUCAAUGGAAUCACAUUCUUGAUCGCUAAUGAAACAGAGGGGCUUCAAGCAUUCAAGGAUAACAAAUGGAUCGAUGUCAAGUAUGACGAGUCUGUGAUCAUCGUCAUCAUCGCGGAUCAAAUCACGAGGAUGAGCAAUGGGAAGUAUAAGAGUGGGGCGCAUAGAGCGACAAUGGAUAAGGAGAAGACGAGAAUCUCUUGGCCGGUUUUUGCCGAACCAAACCUUGAUCACGUUGUCGGAACUUUGCCAGAGCUAAUUACCGGCCACGAUAAUGCUCCCAAAUUCAAGCCUUUUGUCUAUAGUGACUACAAAUACCGUAAACUCAAGAGGCUCCCUCUCUAA